GAAUGAGUUUUGGAUUUAUCCAGGCUUAGCCCAAGUGUAACGGACGACUCGUGGAGGUGCCGAGUAUGCUAAACGUGGCAGUUUUCUGAAUUCCUAAAGUGCAAAAUUCACUAACCGCUUGUCGUCGCUUAUGCAUUUCAACAAACAUUUACUUUGCAAAAACUCUUAACCAGUCACUGGUAGGAGCAUGAGCUAAUUCAGUUCCAGUCCUUUGAUGAGAUCUUACAAUUCCCGAUGAGGAAUGUUUAUGCAGGUCUCAAGCGUCAUCGCCAUGCCUCAUUUCUAUCCAAAACUUUAUGUCGUAACGGUAACGUUUUGUUGAUUCUGAGGAAUUGUACAUCAUUAGGUCGCAAAGAUAUUGAUUUCAGAAGGAGACGAGAUACUUUGUUUCUGCCAUACUUGCAGUUUCAAAGAUUCUCCACAGGUUUUACUAGUGUACAUGGCGAACGGCCAUCUGCAGAGUAUGCAAAAUUGAGGAAGGAAUCGCUUGAAAGUGAAUUUGGGAUAGCUCUUGGUGCUUAUAGUUCCAAAAGAGUAUCUCUCAUGUACCGGUUUGGUCCAUUUUUAGCCUUGUAUAGAGCAGCUAUCAUUUCUUUUCAUGUGUUGAAGUUAACUCUUUGGCAACUUUUUGUUCGAGACAUUAAAAAACGUGCCAUCAAGUUUCGAGAAACUCUAAUCCACUUGGGGCCUUUCUAUAUCAAGCUUGGUCAGGCUUUGAGCACAAGACCAGAUAUAUUGCCAACUGUGUACUGUCAAGAACUUGCUAAGUUACAGGAUCAAAUACCACCAUUUCCUACCGAUGUUGCAAUUAAAUCCAUUGAAUCCCAGAUUGGCGUUCCAAUUUCACGAAUUUUUUCUAACAUUAGUCCGGAGCCUAUUGCUUCAGCAUCCUUGGGGCAGGUGUAUAAAGCUCAUCUGCAUUCUGGUGAGGUUGUAGCUGUCAAGGUACAGAGACCGGGUAUGUCAGUUUUGUUGACCCUUGAUGCGCUGUUAUUUCAUAUGAUUGGUGGUCAAUUAAAGCGUUUUGCGAAGGCCCGCAAGGAUCUAUUAGUUGCAGUAAAUGAGGUGGUCAGGCACAUGUUUGAUGAAAUUGAUUACAUCCUAGAGGGGAAAAAUGCUGAACGCUUUGCUUCUCUUUAUGGCCGUGACCCAUGUAACAGCAUGCACCAGAAGAAAGCAAAGUCUGUUAAAGUUCCUAAAAUUUAUUGGGAUGCGACCUGCAAGGGUGUGCUUACGAUGGAAUGGAUAGAUGGAAUCAAACUUACAAAUGAAGCAGCACUAAAAAGAGCGGGAUUGAACAGAAGGAAACUGAUUGACCAGGGUUUAUAUUGCUCCUUGAGGCAGUUGCUUGAGGUGGGGUUUUUCCAUGCUGAUCCACAUCCAGGAAACCUUGUUGCUACUGACAGCGGCUUUCUUGCAUAUUUUGACUUUGGAAUGAUGGGGGAUAUUCCUCGCCAUUACCGUGUGGGACUCAUUCAAAUGCUUGUGCAUUUCGUUAAUCGGGACUCGCUGGGUUUGGCAAAUGAUUUUCUUUCUUUGGGAUUUAUUCCUGAAGGGGUUGAUAUCCAAUCAGUUUCAGAUGCAUUGCAAGCAUCCUUUGGUGAUGGGACGAGACAAUCUCGAGAUUUUGAGGCAAUAAUGAACCAACUAUAUGAUAUUAUGUAUGAAUUUGACUUCUCCCUUCCCCCUGAUUAUGCUUUGGUGAUAAGAGCACUUGGAUCACUCGAAGGUACAGCAAAAGUUCUAGAUCCUAAUUUCAAAGUGAUUGAGAGUGCCUAUCCGUUUGUCAUCGGGAGGCUUUUGGCAGACCCAAAUCCUGACAUGAGAAGAAUUUUGAGGCAACUUCUUAUCUGCAAUGAUGGGUCCAUAAGGUGGAAUCGAUUAGAGCGCCUGAUAUUAGCAAUAUCUGAACAGGCUUCAGAGUCAACUGGAGAGGCUCCCAAGUCUGAAGAAGAUCUUACAAAUCCUUUUGGAUGGAAAUCAUUUGACAUGCGCUCUGUUGUUGGUGCAACUGAAGAUCUUCUGCUCUUCAUUCUAUCUGAAAAGGGUUGGAGGGUUCGUGUUUUCCUUAUCCGGGAUUUGAUUAAGGUAGUUGAUGCAUUUUUAGAAGAUGAAGUUGUUGGUUGCAUAUCUGAUGAAAAAUACGAAGCAAGUGAGGCAUCUAAGAGUGAGAGUCAUUCAAUGGUCAUGAGGGUAGUUGAUGGGUUCCAGUAUCUUCGUCAAGCAGUAAAGUUGGCCCCAGAGAUGUGGACAGUAAUGCUUAUACGGUUGACAUUGAAGCCCGAGUCCCGUGCAUUUACUCUUGACAUUAUUUCAGCUCUUACCCUUCAUCUUAGCCAUAAACUUCCUGAAAAUUUUUGGAAUUCUAUGUCUAAAAUUCUUCAUAAGUUGGAGAGGAACUACAGAUUUGAUGAUAAGAGGAAAAACCCUUGAUUUCUAUUUAUGAUUUUCCUUUUUUUCCAGCAUGAGAUUUCCCACAAAUGUUUGAUUGAGAAGAAAUAGAUGAUACCCUUAACAUUCCAGGAUAAUGUACAUAUCUAGAGAAAGCUCACUGGUUUUAAAGGUGAAUCAAACGCUAUGGAGAAAUCUCAUUUCCCUGUUCUACUGUUGGAUGGCAAUGGAGGAUAAUCGAGAAGCAUGUGCAUUUAUUGGGAUCGAUUGCAAAUGUGUCCAGGUUUUGCACCCAAGGUCAAUGGAAGCUUGGCAUGGAAGGUCAAGAGCUUAUUCUUUUAAGCUACAUUAGUGGUGAGACCUUCUAGGUUGGUAACUUUUCAUUUUAGCAGGGAAAAUAAUGAAAGCACCAUAUACUGGCACAAUCUUAGAUUUUGUUAUGAGGCCUGCACAGGCCAGCAAAAAAACAGAGGUUUUUUCACUCUUUUAUUCCCUGCUUUUGUUUUCCCUAUUAUUUGUAAGGCGCAGCGGAAGGGAAGAGGAGAAAGUAACAAGAGGGAACGAUAGAAGCAACUCUGGUGACAUGUCUCAUUCAAUUAAUGUAUUUUUCCUUGAUCCAAGGCAACUUGCUUAGAAAAACCUUGAAAUUUAUAUUGGUCGGCUAGGUUUGACAGAUUCUGAUUCCUGUUAUGCAACCCAUUGUUAUGUAUAAUAAUAAUAAUAAUAAUAAUAAUAAUAAUAGCAUAUUCAUUGGUAAA
This is a messenger RNA of Ricinus communis (castor bean), 3149 nucleotides long. RefSeq lists its product as uncharacterized. The record is from RefSeq and is a predicted model, not a curated record. The coding region runs from base 235 to 2433 and encodes 732 amino acids. Lineage: Eukaryota; Viridiplantae; Streptophyta; Magnoliopsida; Malpighiales; Euphorbiaceae. The transcript is spliced from 14 exons.